AUGCAUGUCUCGUCGAAAGCCGCACUUACGUGCAUCAGCCCGCUCAAUGUUGUGGAGCAACGAGACAAAUGUCGGCUCAUCCUUGACCUGCGGAAGGUCAACGCUCACCUCCAAGUUCCCAAGUUCAAGUACGAAGGCUUGAGUCGGGUCGCGGAAAUCAUUCGCCCAAACGACUGGAUGUUCACAAUCGAUCUCAAGUCAGGCUACCACCACGUCGAAAUCCACCCAUCGUGCUGGAAGUUUUUGGGCUUUCAAUUGGGCGGAAAUUUCUAUUGCUUCACAUCCUUACCUUUCGGCCUGGCAACAGCCCCGUUCGUCUUCACCCAGCUUAUUAAGCAACUAGCCAAGAGAUGGCGCGCGCGCGGAGUGCGCGUAAUACCAUACGUGGACGAUCUACUAUUCCUCUGCGACUCCGAGGCGCUAGCCCGUUCGACGUGCAUCGAAGUUCUCUACGACCUGAAGGCGGCAGGAUUCGUGAUAAAUUCUAAGAAAUCACACCUGCAUCCCGCACACCACUUGCGCUUUUUGGGGAUGGAGCUUGACACGGAACGAGGGAUGUUCAUUGUCGGAAAGGAUCGGCGCGAACAACUACUGCAGGAGCUCCACCUACUUAUAAAAAAAGGGCAAUCGGGUCGCCAAGUGCCGAUUCGCAAGAUAGCCCGGAUCACUGGAUUUCUCAGCUCCAUGUCGCUCGCGCUGGGCACGACGGCGCGUGCCUUCAGCCAUGAGCUUCUGCACUUGAUCGACUCCGCAUGGUCAUGGAACUCAAAGGUUUUAUUGUCACCAGGAGCGACCGAGGAGCUGCUGUUUUGGACAAUGCACUUCGAUCGUUUCAAUGGCGCCCCAUUCCACCAGAGUCAGCGUUUUGAUGCCGUGAUACACGUCGACGCAAGCGCACACAGCUGGGGUGCCACUCUGGCCAAGUUCCCAAGUACAUCAUGCGACGCAAGCUAG
Closterium sp. Yama58-4 is the source of this 954-nucleotide messenger RNA. Lineage: Eukaryota; Viridiplantae; Streptophyta; Zygnematophyceae; Desmidiales; Closteriaceae. The record is from the annotation of a GenBank genome assembly.